Molecule: messenger RNA, 1373 nt
Organism: Osmerus eperlanus (European smelt)
Lineage: Eukaryota; Metazoa; Chordata; Actinopteri; Osmeriformes; Osmeridae
Product: KATNB1-like protein 1
Exons: 10
Coding region: 125-1090 (321 amino acids)
Cellular component (GO): nucleolus
Molecular function (GO): microtubule binding
Source: RefSeq, a predicted model, not a curated record
CAGCGACAUGGGCAGCUAGUAUCUGACCUAACUACAUAACUAGCCAUCCAAUAUUUGUGAAUAAAUGUCAAGUUGAUUACCAGAAGGCAAUAUGUGAUUAUACCAACUACGUUUCUACUGUCUAAUGCAAGUAUUGAGGAUUUGGCGUCAGGUGAUGGCGUCAGAGGAGCAAGCCAGUGAGGAGGGGGAGUACCAGAGUGUUGAGGACAGCCUGCCUCGCGACAUGGUUCAGUACAGAGUACGCUACUCUCAUGCUAGGAACACAGAGAAGUUUGACUUCAAGGAAGACAUCAGCAAAAAGAGGUGUCCAGCGGGCCGGCCGGGCGCCUGCAGGCUGAAGAGGGUCGUCUCCUGCAAGAGGAAGACCCACCGCCUGGCCGUGGCUCGCAGGAAGCAGGCGGGGCCGUGCCGGGCGGCGGACACGGCUGGCAGGCAGGACCAGUCGGAUCCUGAGGAGGACCAGAUCUUCCACAUGGACCCCUGGGAGCUCCCCACAGCCAGUCACCCAGGCAGCCCUGGACAGGAAAGCUCCAGAAACACAGACUACUUCACUGAGAUGUCCAGGGAUCACAGCGCUAUGAUUGAAGUGCUUUUCAGCAGGAACCUGCGACUGACUGUAGCGAUGACCCUGUGGAGAAGAAAUGUUGGAGAAUUCCUUACAUACCUUGUAAGAAUCCAAGACACUGCUGUGUUUGUUGACUGUCUUCCUAUCAUCACUGAAAGCAUUAAAGAAGAGUCACCUCUCUUUUCUAUUGGCUGUUGUGUCGACCUUUUACCACUAGUGAGAACAGCCCUUACCAGUCCUUAUGAAGGGUAUCUGACGGCAGGGUUAAGCUGGCUGGAAUCUGUCCUGAAGACAAGGUGGAAGGAUCUGGCUGCCUGUGGCUGUAGUGGAACUGGCACCCAAUCAUCAGAUAGAAAUAUCCAGAUUUUUAAACAGCAAAUACUGGACAUGUGGACCCAGGAAGCGUGUUGGACCCUGGCCCCCGGGGCUGCCGGGGCCCCCGGGGUCCCCGGGGCUGCCGGGGCCGCUGGGGCUGUGGCAGCGGUUAUACACACCUACCUGUCACACCUGUCUCACCUGCCCUGAUGAGAACCACCCACAUGCUCACCGGAGGGCUGUACGAGCAGAUGUCGUUGCUAUUCUUAAAUGGAAAACAUGUUUUUAGAUAUACAGUAUAAACCUCAUCAGAUGAUGACUGCUCAUCAGAAUCAAAGAGAUUGUUCAUUAUGUUUACAUUUUACUUGACAGUUGUGCCCUUUUUCUCAUUGUGAAUAUGUAUAAAUCAUGCAUACAUUAAAGAUUCUGUGAAAAUACAGAAAUUGACUUCAUAGUGUAGCCAUUUAGGUUGAAGAACUGUGUGAUAGAAAAU